AUGAGCUCGUUAAAGAAGCUUCCAAGCACACAAAGGCUACCGCCGCCAGCUUUAUUCCAAGGUCCUCCAUUCCAUGAUGCUUCGAAUAUCUCCCUCUCAGUUCCUCCUGCUUCAGCGCUUGCAACACCAUCUGGUAGCCAACCUCCGCCCCUUGAUCGCCAGCCACGCAGCAGUGCGCGUGUCAAUCCUGGAAACCGCAACACACUAUCUCCUUUUCUCUCAAGACGUUCUUCCAAAAACGAUGUGGACGGAUCAGACGCUAUCUGGCAGGAGAUGCAAAGCGCCUUGUCCGAAGUUGAAUUGAGCGCCGUAACCAGCGAACACGUAUUCGGUGAGAAACACGCAGAAGCAUUAGAGGAUCUGCGCAUGAAACAGUUGAAACUCGCCCAGGCCUGGGGACGCAGCGAGGCAGAUGACGAGGUUGUGGAUUCGAGUCGCAAUACAGUUGAAGGAGAUGCCGCAGCUCGACACCAAGCCCCAGGGGCAGAUACAAGCAAUGAUGCGCCGUCGCAUGAGCAGGAUCCUAUAAGAGAACGUGUUUCAUACCAUACGUUGGAUGAAGAAACCGAGAAGGAUAUUAUGCUUGCUCGGAAAAGGCGGGAGGCGAAUGACCGGUACUUUGAUCGUGUUAACCAAGGGGUGUUGGAUGUGGUUGCCAAGCUUGAAGAGGUCUCGCAGGCGAUGCGCACGGUUGAGCGGGAAAGCAAAGAUAUUUGGAGUGAUACGGAAAGUGUCAUGACAGCGGAACCCUCAUCUGCUUAG
Molecule: messenger RNA, 762 nt
Organism: Penicillium malachiteum
Lineage: Eukaryota; Fungi; Ascomycota; Eurotiomycetes; Eurotiales; Aspergillaceae
Product: DUF5315 domain-containing protein
Exons: 1
Coding region: 1-762 (253 amino acids)
Source: RefSeq, a predicted model, not a curated record